CGCCGGCGACGCCGGCAAAGAAGAAACCAAAGACGGCCUUUCCCCCCGCGCAGGUCCCAAUCGAGAUGGCGCUGGUGUCCGAGUUCCUGGGUCAGCUGACGUUGUCGUACGGCGCGGAGGCGGAGCCAGUCUUUCCCACCGUGGUGGCCUUCCGAGACUUCGACCCGAUCGGCGACGCCGCACGUCUGGACGCGGCCCUCCGGAGCAAAGGAGUCGACGAGCAAAGCGUCAUCGACAUUCUGACGCGAAGGUCCUACGAGCAGCGGCGGGAGAUCGCCUUCGAGUACGAGCGCCUGGCCAAGAAGGACCUGCAGACGGCCCUGAAGGGGGCGCUGUCGGGAUCCCUGGAGGCCCUGAUGCUGGGCUUGAUGAAGAGCCCCGCCCAGUACGACGCCCUGGAGCUCAAGGCGGCCAUGAAGGGCCUGGGAACCGACGAGGAGACGCUCAUCGAGAUCGUCUGCUCCCGAAGCGACCGAGAACUGGCCGACAUCCAAAAAGUCUACCGAGAAGUGUUUAAGAAGGAGCUGGAGAAGGACGUGGCGGGAGACACGUCGGGGGAUUUCGCCAAGCUGCUCCUGGCCCUCAUUCAGACCACGCGAGACCAGCCUUCCAACGUCAUCGACUACGAGAAGAUCGACGACGACGCCAAGAGCCUGUACGAAGCCGGCGUGAAGCGCAAAGGAACCGACGUGGCCGUCUGGAUCGGCAUUCUGACGCGGAGGAGCGCCCCCCACCUGCGGCGAGUCUUCCAGCGCUACAAGAGCUACAGUCCGUACGACCUGAAGGAAAGCAUCGGCAAGGAAGUCAAAGGGGACCUGGAAAAAUCCUUCCUGGCCCUCGUGGAAUGUUUGGAGGACAAGCAGGCGUACUUUGCCGACAGACUCAACGAGGCCAUGAAGGGCAAAGGCGCCAAGGAGAAGGUGCUGACUCGCAUCCUGGUGUCUCGAUGCCAAGUGGACCUGAUGAAGAUCAGAAGCGUGUUCAAGAAGCGACACGGACGCUCGCUCUACCGCGCCAUCAGCGAGCACACCAAGGGCGACUACCAGAAGGCUUUGCUCAGCUUGUGCGGAGGAGAUGACUGAACUCACUCCAACGUGCCUGCGCGGGUGCGAGACCUGACACGCACGCACGCACGCGCGCCCUCGAGUGCUUCCCGGGGUGCACGUGUCGAUCACAGAUUAAAAAAAAAAAGAAA
Hippocampus zosterae (dwarf seahorse) is the source of this 1195-nucleotide messenger RNA. Its product is annotated as annexin A2-like. NCBI's taxonomy places the organism in Eukaryota, Metazoa, Chordata, Actinopteri, Syngnathiformes, Syngnathidae. The transcript has 12 exons. The record is from RefSeq and is a predicted model, not a curated record. The coding region runs from base 66 to 1082 and encodes 338 amino acids. Gene Ontology annotation, cellular component: cytoplasm. Gene Ontology annotation, molecular function: calcium ion binding; phospholipase inhibitor activity; calcium-dependent phospholipid binding.